AUGAUCACGAUGCUCAUGCUGACGAUGCCGAUGACCAUGACCAUCAUCAUGGCGAGCUAUGGUACGGACAUUUCCAGCUUUCAAGAGUACGUCGAUGAUUCCCUCAAGAUCGCAAUCUUCAAACAUGCGAUCAUUGCAGAAAACACCACAGAGGAUGCGAUCGCUGCAGAGAUCAAAGAGAGGUUCGAGGAUGAGUUGCCUCACGUUCUGCAAGGAGAGACAGCACAGCUGGGAUCGUCUUCAGCCAAGUUGCUCAACUACAUCCCUGUCGACUUGUUCGAGCUGGUUCCUGACAAGAUGGCUUCCAACACUGUGAUCAAGUUGUCAGUGUUGGAGGCAGGAGAGUACGUUAUCUUUGCCAAUCAUUUCCUCUCUGAGUGGGAGGGCUCGAUGAGAUUCAUGAUGGAUGUGCAUGGAGACGCUGUCAUCCCCGAUGCCUCGUCUCAGUGUCACUCGACCUUGUCCUCCUCUACUGUCUGGGGGCUCUCGAUCUUGGGAGCGAUGAUCGGAGCUGUGAUGUCACUCUCGGGCGUGUUGAUUGUAGCCCCGGUGAUCAGGAUGAAGGAGGUGUGGGUGCUCAAGUACCUCAACUUCUUUGCUGCUGGUGUUCUCCUCUCCUUCGUUCUCGUCCAUCUGAUCCCCGAAGCUGGCAACCUGACCGGCCGUGUGGAUUGGAAAGUCAGCACAACCGUUCUGGCUGGGUUCUUUGCUGGGCUUCUCAUCGAGCAUAGCAUACACCUCUUCUUCACUCCCCAGGUCACGGAGCAGGCAACCAUUGGAGUUGCAAGUGGAAAUCUGGCAGAGAGAGGAGAGUUGGUCCUCGUCGACCAUCAUGGGGAGGCAACCAAGGUGUCGGAGAAGGAGAACGCGCAAGAGAUCGUGGCAUGGGGAAGAAUCGGCAACAUCCUCAUCGGUGACUUCUUUCACAACUUCUUCGACGGCGUGUCGACGGCCAUCGCCUUCAAGUACUGCGGCACUGGACUCGGCUGGAUCGUCGUCGGCGCGUCAGUCGCACACGAGCUCCCACAGGAGCUGAGCGACUUUGUAGUGCUGUACAACUCAGGCUUGUCCAUCAAGUGGGCUCUGAUCAGCAACCUCAUGUCCUCCCUCUCCGCUGUGCUGGGGAGUAUAGUCAUUCUAGCAGCCACGGAGAGUAUCGAGCACAACAUCAACCACGACAUGGGCCUCUGCCUUGGUUUCGGAGGAGGACUUCUCCUCUACAUCGGAACAGGCCUUGUAAUGGACAUCGUGAAAGUGAGCGACGUGCGAUCAGCGAUGAUUUGCUGGCUGUCGUUCAUCCUCGGGGCUGUCGCCCUUGGCCUGACUGCCCUCAAUCAUAUCCAUUGUGAAUGUUUCGGCGACGAGUCAAGUCAUGAGGGUCACAAUCACUGA
This is a messenger RNA of Guillardia theta CCMP2712, 1392 nucleotides long. RefSeq lists its product as hypothetical. Gene Ontology annotation, cellular component: membrane. Gene Ontology annotation, molecular function: zinc ion transmembrane transporter activity. The transcript is spliced from 10 exons. NCBI's taxonomy places the organism in Eukaryota, Cryptophyceae, Pyrenomonadales, Geminigeraceae. The coding region runs from base 1 to 1392 and encodes 463 amino acids. Gene Ontology annotation, biological process: zinc ion transmembrane transport; intracellular zinc ion homeostasis. The record is from RefSeq and is a predicted model, not a curated record.